Molecule: messenger RNA, 2017 nt
Organism: Salvia miltiorrhiza (redroot sage)
Lineage: Eukaryota; Viridiplantae; Streptophyta; Magnoliopsida; Lamiales; Lamiaceae
Product: cryptochrome DASH, chloroplastic/mitochondrial
Exons: 13
Coding region: 30-1544 (504 amino acids)
Biological process (GO): photoreactive repair
Molecular function (GO): FAD binding; DNA photolyase activity; DNA binding
Source: RefSeq, a predicted model, not a curated record
CCUCUUGUGAAGUCGAAUUCGGACAAACCAUGAUCCAAAAUUUCACCAUCAUUUCCAAAUUAAACCCUCUCUUUUCCCCUCCCAAAAUCCAUCUGCGUUUUUCCAGCAUGCUGUGCUCCAAUGCAGUUAGAGCCGCAAACACAGUGCACCCGGUUCCGGGUCUCGGGUCGGACGAGAUGGAGCGGGUCGCCCACCAGACCUUGGCGAGGUACACCUCCGAAGCAGCGCCGCAGAGGAAAGGAAAAGGAGUUGCCAUCGUUUGGUUCAGAAACGAUUUGAGAAUUUUGGACAACGAGGUUCUGCACAAGGCUUGGCUUUCUUCCGAGGCUGUCUUGCCCGUUUACUGCGUCGAUCCGAGGUUGUUUGGCUCCACGCAUCACUUCGAUUUCCCCAAAACUGGAGCUCUGAGAGCGCAGUUUCUUAUCGAGUGUUUGGCCGAUUUGAAACAAAAUUUGAUGAAAAGAGGUCUCAACCUUCUGAUUCAGCAGGGGAAACCAGAGCACAUUCUUCCUUCACUUGCCAAAGCAUAUGGAGUCCACACUGUUUACGCUCAGAAAGAAACGUGCAGUGAGGAGGUAAAUGUCGAGACAUUGGUUUCCAAGAAUUUGAAAAAAGUCGUGCUACCAUUAGCUGAAGGUGUGUCUGCUAAGCAUAAGUCUACGAAUGUUGCUAAUUUGGAUUUGAUCUGGGGGUGUACUAUGUACCACAUUGAUGACCUUCCGUUCAGUUGCACGUCCUUACCAGACAUUUAUACUCAGUUUCGUAAGUUGGUUGAAUCAAAGUCUACCAUUAGAGGUUGCAUUAAGGCUCCGGCAUCACUUGGUCCCACACCCGGUGUUAAAGAUUGGGGAUGCAUCCCCGAUGCUUCUAUGCUUGGGAUUCAGCCAGAAAAGGCUAAGAAAGGAAUGGCGUUUACGGGGGGUGAGAGCGCAGCACUGAGUAGAGUGCACGAGUAUUUCUGGAAGAAGGACCUCUUGAGAACUUAUAAAGUGACACGAAACGGGAUGCUUGGACCUGACUACUCGACAAAAUUUUCUCCCUGGCUCGCCUCUGGAAGCCUUUCGCCUCGUUUUGUUUAUGAAGAGGUGAAGAGAUAUGAAAAGCUGAGAGAGUCAAACGAUUCCACAUAUUGGGUGUUGUUUGAACUUAUAUGGAGGGACUACUUCAGAUUCCUAUCAAUCAAGGCAAGAAACUCUCUGUUUCAUGUUGGCGGUCCUCGAAAAGUGCAGACGAAUUGGAGCCAAGACGAAGCACUUUUUGAUGCUUGGCGAAAUGGUCAGACCGGGUAUCCUCUAAUUGAUGCAAACAUGAAAGAACUGUCAGCUACUGGCUUCAUGUCGAAUAGGGGGCGACAGAUUGUGUGCUCGUUUCUUGUUCGAGACAUGGGCGUGGACUGGAGGAUGGGGGCGGAAUGGUUCGAGACAUGUCUCUUGGAUUAUGAUCCGUGUUCCAAUUAUGGCAACUGGACCUAUGGAGCAGGUGUUGGGAAUGAUCCUCGAGAGGAUCGGUAUUUCAGCAUCCCAAAGCAACUUAUUAUGUUGUGAGUUCAGGCUCAGAACUAUGAUCCAGACGGCGAGUUCGUGGCGUACUGGUUGCCUCAGCUGAAGCCACUGCCUAAAGAGAAGAGGCAUAAUCCAGGAAUGAUGAUGUAUAUCAAGCCAGUUGUGGCACUCAAAUUUGGGAACACAAAGGCCUCAGGAGCAAGAAGAGGUGGUGUGGAAGAGAAGAAAUGGAAGAGUAAUAAAGCGAAUAAAAUGCAAUAAAAUUAGAGAUGGCCAUGGUUUGGUUCCCGGUUCGAAUCCAAACCAAACCGCCGGUUCCACAGUUUCGGGGGUGGGAACCAGAAAUGAAGGAGCACGGUUCCGGUUCGAACCAUGAACCAGCGGUUCCAAUUUCGGUUCCGAACCGACGGUUCACGGUUCGAACUGUCCGAUUUUUUUUUUCAAUUUUCUUUUAAUUGUUUGUAUUGUAUUUUUAUGUGAAACUUUAUAUAAUAAUAAAUUGCAAGUUAUGUAAA